Molecule: messenger RNA, 2196 nt
Organism: Ophidiomyces ophidiicola
Lineage: Eukaryota; Fungi; Ascomycota; Eurotiomycetes; Onygenales; Onygenaceae
Exons: 2
Coding region: 1-2196 (731 amino acids)
Cellular component (GO): nucleus
Source: RefSeq, a predicted model, not a curated record
AUGGCACGAUUACGCGCGGCUCCAGUAAGGCCCACAGAGCAGAAGCCGACUGCUCAUAUCUCUCGCGAAACGCCGCCAAAACCUACACCGUCCACUGCGCGUGGAAAAACCUCCCAGCCCGUGAUCAUUCUUGACGAUAGCGACGAGGAGGAAGCCCCUAAAGAUCUCAAAAAGGAGAAAGAGCGUAUUGAUUGUCUUAAAUAUUUAGACUUGAGCGCUGAAGAGGCCGAUACAGAUGACAGUGAGCAUGAUAGCGCAAACGAAGACGAGUAUGGCUGUGAAAUAUCAGAAGAAGAGAGCAACACAAGUGACGAAACCAGGUCGUCUCCCAUAGCGAAAGAAAAUGGCACCAUGAAAGAAGAUAUUCACGCAAACGGGUUGAUAGACACUAUUAGUGUAAAACACCAGAAAAGAAAAACACUGCGAACAUUAGGGGUCAGCCGGGCGAAUACUCUAUACAAAGCUCGACGAGUUUCAGCUCGAGAAGAGAGGCGUUAUAGUGAUUUUACGACAGGAAGUAACCAUAUCAGUACUGAAAGAGGCGACUAUGAGAAAGAAAAUGACGAGAAAGGCCUGUUUAAUGAAACGAAACCUAACCUUUGCGGUUCUCGCUCUCGACGAAAUACGGGCCACGCCCGAAAGUCAGGAAGAGGCACUUGGAGACCAAGUGUAACGCCACAGUAUGUAUCAGAAAAGGAAGAAAUCCUGUCAAGUGAAAAUGAGGAGGAAGAAGAGUUCGAUUCCCUAGAAGGUUUUAUUGUUGGUGACGAAGAGGACAUUAGUUACUAUGAAAGCGCUGAAGAAGAGAGUGAAGAAAGUGAAGAAGAAAUAUUCACUAAACAGAAAGUUCCAGUAAGGAGACUGUUUAGAGGGAGGAGACCCACCGCGCAACAGCAAGAUAAAGAAGCUGCAAGAAGAAACACAAAGAUCUUCCUCAACACAACAGAUAUACAUAAUUCGUCUCAACUUGAUUAUUUGACAGAGGCCCUGAAAGAAACAACUCUUUCUCCAACUGAAUUACAACAGCCAACAUCCAUUGAUCAGGAAUAUCAUGGUGCAUCAAGGGAUGACAAAAAGACUACUAUGAAUCCAGUUUGUGAAAGUGACUCUGAUACAAUGUUCACACCCCCCUCACUUGAUCCAACUCCAGCGCAGAAUGUAGAGGAGGUCUUCACUCCUCCGGGUACCCCAUCAAAAUCUCGUCUCCAGUCGCCUAAAAAAACUCCAAAACGGAUUCCACAAUCCCCAUAUCGGCCAAGUAUUGACGCUUUUUGGAGUCAAAAUGAUGUGAACCACUGGAAUGACCUAUUCACCCCUAAGACGCCAUUUCGAGCGUCUAGAAAGUUGCUUCCAGAGUUCACAAUCUUUGAGGAUAGCCAGGGUGGAGCAGCCGAUGGGAGUUCUUCCGUGCCUUCUUCUCCUGGAGAAUCUUCGAGUUCACCGAAGAAGGGCUGUGAGAGGUCUACAAGGUCGCUCGCAGUAUCGAAGGCUGAAAAACGGGCAUUUGAUGAGAAAAAAAUGGCUCUUGGGGAAGCAUUCUUGAAAGAGCUAGAUGAUCGGGUUAGUGGUGGCCAGAUUCAGCAAAUGGCAGCGGAGACUGGGGGCGUUCAACUCAUCUGGUGCAAAAAACUCAACAAAACAGCCGGUGUGGCAAUCUGGAAACGUGAACAUAUAAAGCAAAAAGAAGUCGUCCAGGAAGUUUCCAGUCAAUUUGCUGCAUGCCACCAACAUAACAACUCCUUUGUUACGACACCUCCAACAACCUCCCCUCUCAAGUCUUCCUACAUACAAUACGCGUCUAUCAAGCUUGCGGAUAAGGUUGUCGAUACUGAGGAGAAACUUCUCAACACCAUCGCUCAUGAGUAUUGCCAUUUGGCGAAUUACAUGAUUUCAAAAGUUCGCGACAACCCGCACGGCGCGAGUUUCAAAAACUGGGCAAAGAAGGUCAUGGCAAUACUUGAUGCCCACCCAGUUUAUGCUGGCCGGAUUCAAAUUACAACAAAGCACUCAUAUAAGAUUAACUACAAAUACAUCUGGAGUUGCCUACUUUGUGCACAGGAGUAUGGGCGGCACUCAAAGAGCAUCGAUCCGACUAAAUCGGGGUGUGGGAGAUGUAAGGGAACAUUGGUGCAGAUUCAACCAAAACCGAGGAAGGCGACUGUAAAAACGGGAGAAAACGUCGAGGUACUUGAUUAA